This is a messenger RNA of Panicum virgatum (switchgrass), 2629 nucleotides long. RefSeq lists its product as uncharacterized. Bases 476 to 2248 code for a protein of 590 amino acids. The record is from RefSeq and is a predicted model, not a curated record. NCBI's taxonomy places the organism in Eukaryota, Viridiplantae, Streptophyta, Magnoliopsida, Poales, Poaceae. The transcript has 12 exons.
CAGCGACUCUCUAUCCUGAGCUCACGCGGCCACCCGACCACCUCGCCCCUUCGCCUUGCUUGCUCGCGCCGCCGCCCCCACGUCCUCCGCCUCCGCCUCCGCCUCCGCCUCCGCGCCGUCCGCCUCCGCCUCCGCCCCCGCCCUCGGCCUCGCCCUUGCCGUCGCGUCUGCGCCGACGCCCCUCCGCCAGCACCCGCACGGCCGCACCUCCGCCUCCUCCCGCCGUCCUGCGCCGGCGCCCCUCCGCCUGCACCCGCGCAGGCGCGCAGCCACCUCGAUCCGGCCCCGGCGCCCCUGCGCCACCACCCGCGCCGGAUCUGCCUCCGCCCGCGCGGCCGCGCCGGAUUCGCCUCCUCCCGCGCCCUCCGCCUCUGCACACCAUCCCUGGUCUGCCCUCCCCCCCCCUCCCCACCCACCCCAUUGCGCGGCGGCGCUGCUGCUCCUCUCGAGGUCCGCCACCUCCUCGGCGCCGCUGAUGUAUUCAUCUCCGGAGAUGAGCGUCUAUAACAUCAGGAUCAACCAAAGGCUGCUGGACUGCACAUAUUGCGGCCAACCCCUCCGGCCUGACACUUUGGGUGGCAAAGCGUGGAAGUGCGCUGGCGUCCACAUCUUCUGUCGUGCCUGCGUCAGCCGCCACGAACAGGCAUGUAUCUCCUACUGCUCUUCGCUGGACCAAAUCAUCAGUAAGAUGAAGUUCAAAUGCAAUUGCUGCGACUCUGAAUACAUCCCCUUCCACGAGAUCGAGGGACACCUGUGCGACAUCAACAUCCUUGUCCAUCACGAGUUUUUCGCCGUUCGUGACUAUGGAGAGUGCAUCAUCGACACAAGCGCCCUUGUGUGUUCUGAAUGCCGGCUUCCUCUCCGACCUCCCAUUUUCAGGCAUCUCCGUAAAUACAUGCACGUUUGUAGCAUCUGCUACCAUCGUGGUGAUUUCGCCAACUACCAUCACUGCCACGACCUCGACUACCUGGUCGAAGGUAUCUCGGUGGAAUGUGAGGCUUGCAAAGAAUACCUUCCAUUCUCUACCUUGGCUUCACACCAGCUGGACGGUUGCUCAUUCAGGCAGACAUUGCCAAAGAUUGCCCCAGGUUGUGCGCGAUCUCCUCAGUGCCCCCUGAUGUCUUCAUCUCCGGUGAGUGGGCCUCUGCCUCCACCAUCCGUUCCUCCGAAGAUGAGUGUGUUUAACCUCAGGAUCAGCCAGGGGCUACUGGAUUGCACAUAUUGCCACCGAGCCCUCCUGCCUGACAGUUACGGUGGCAGAGCAUUUACGUGUGCUGGCAGCCACCUCUUUUGCCGUGACUGUGACACCCGCCAUCAAAAGGCAUGUAUCUCCCACUGUGGUUUGAUGGAUGACAUCAUCAUUCAGAUGAAGUUCAAAAGCAACUGCUGCGACUCUGGACGAAAAUACACGCCUUACUGCGAGUUUGCUGGACACCUGUGCACUACCCGUGCUGUGGAACAGCAGCUCAAGUCCGUUCGUGCCUGGAAAGAGUGUAUCCUCGACACAAGUGCCCUUGUGUGUUCUGAAUGCCGGCUUCCUCUCCAACCUCCCAUUUUCAGGCAUCUCCUUGGUAACAUGCCCGUUUGUAGCGCCUGUUACCACCGUGGUGAUAUCGCCAACUACCGUCACUGCCACGAGCUUGACUACCUCGUCAGUGGUAUCUUGGUGGAAUGUGAGGCUUGCAAAGAAUACCUUCCGUUCCGCAACUUGGCUUCGCACCAGUUGGACAAUUGCUCGCUAAAGAUUGGCCCAGGCUCAAGGGCCCGAAAAAACGUGUGUGAUGAAGAUAAAACCAAAAGUCCUUCGGUGGGCAGCAAUAGUAUCCAUGGGAAAAACAAGCGAAUGCCUCCACUCGAGGUUGGUAAAAUGGACAAGCACAUUGUUCACAGUGAUGAGUCUGGGAAUGAUGAUGACUCAUGUGAUGAUAACCAUAACCAUGGCACGUGUGAGCAUGUGUUCAGUUGUGAAGAUGAUUCUAUUGACAAAAUGGAUGAAGGGAAGGAAGUUGAAAAUCCUGAGACUGUGAAAGGAGUGACCGAGAAUGCCUUCAAGACACCUUGUGAGAAAGCAGAGAUUGCAAUGCCGAAUGGGCAGAAAACAGGAAAAAACAAGCGAAAGGCUCCUUAUGGGGUUGGUAAAAUGGACAAGUACAUUGUUCAUGGUGACGAGGUUGGGAAUGAUGACUCAUCCGGCGGACGGCAUGGCGCCGUUGCUCGAGCACACGGUCGUCGACAGGCCCGGCACUAGCUCAUCGUCCCCUGCUGCCGUGGCCUUUGUUCUGCUCUUCUGGGCCGUCAUGCUCGUCGCUGGGAUCGCCUACUGGAAUUUCUUAUGACGCUGACGGGAGUUUGUUAGCUGCCAGUAGAAACACAGCGUGCGGGAACUUGGUCUCAUCGCGUGCUCUUUGUUUAUGUUGUUGUACUAACCGUCUCGAUCCCCACUAAUUACUUGAGAACUAACCAUUCGAUAUCUCCAAUUGAGCAUCUACGUUUGUUCAUAUUGUGUUCGAAAAAAACGCCAUUACAGAUCGCAUUUGCAAAUAACAGCCGAGAUAUUGCUGGAAUAAUAGUCUGAUGAAAAAAACGACAUCAAAUGAGAUUUCUGAAUGUAUGAGUAUAUAAGUUAUUC